This is a messenger RNA of Engraulis encrasicolus (European anchovy), 960 nucleotides long. Its product is annotated as odorant receptor 131-2-like. Lineage: Eukaryota; Metazoa; Chordata; Actinopteri; Clupeiformes; Engraulidae. Bases 1 to 960 code for a protein of 319 amino acids. Gene Ontology annotation, molecular function: odorant binding; olfactory receptor activity; G protein-coupled receptor activity. The record is from RefSeq and is a predicted model, not a curated record. The transcript has a single exon. Gene Ontology annotation, biological process: G protein-coupled receptor signaling pathway; detection of chemical stimulus involved in sensory perception of smell. Gene Ontology annotation, cellular component: membrane.
AUGAAUAACCAGUCAAUUGAGGAGGCCCCACUGGUGCAUCAACAGAUUUAUGGCGUGAAUAUGUCAGUGGGUCCAAUGUUUAAACUUCUGGUUACCGUUCACAUGUGCAUGCUUUUCAUCUACAUCAAUAGCGUCAUGUUUUACACUGUCCUGAGUAAGCCUGUGUUUAGAGAGUUGCCUCGAUAUGUUCUCUUUGCCUUCACGCUUUGCAAUGACUCAAUGCAGUUGCUUGUGACUAUGUUACUGUACCUUUUAAUGGCAAAUCUUCAGGCAAUUCCUAUACCUUUGUGUGCUUUACUUUCCUUGAUUGCAGAGGUAUCAUUUUAUAAUGCCGCUUUGAACCUGGCUGUAAUGUCACUUGAGCGUUAUGUGGCCAUUUGCUUUCCAUUAAGACACAGUGAGAUUGUGAACCAGAAAUCAGCAGGUAUCAGCAUGGGUCUCAUAUGCUGUUUGAGUUCAAUAAAUAUAAUAAUAGAUAUUAUUCAUUUACUGAUAAAGAAACCAGCAUCUUUUAAAAACUCCAUAUAUUGUACUCGAGAGAGACUUAUCUUGUCACGAUGGCAAUUAGACAUGAGCCAGGGCUUAACUUCCUUUUUCUUUGUGGCUGUAACUUGUAUAUUAAUUUUCACUUACAUUAAUGUUGUACUUGUUGCUCGAUCUGCCUCAUCACAAAAAGACUCUGCUAAAAAGGCCCAUCAAACCAUAUUGCUGCAUUUUGGUCAGUUGGUUCUCUGUGUUAACUCUUUUAUUUAUGGAACUAUAGAGAGAGCCUUGUAUAUGGCCAGCAGCACAGAGUUAUUCCUUCAUCUGCGAUACCUGAAUUUCCUCUUCGUUCUACUUCUGCCUCGGUGCCUGAGUCCAUUGGUUUACGGCCUCAGAGACGACGCUUUGCGACCCUUGUUCUUCUACUACGUCAGGUGUGGGACUCAGAAAGUAAAGCCCUCUGUUAACACACAUUGA